GCCCAGACUACAGCUCCCGGCGAGCUGUGCGUGCGGGCAGGACCAGGCAGGACCGGGCAGCGGGAGCGCAGCGCUGCCCGCAGCGGGGACCCGCCGCGACGCUUUCUCCCGGUCCGGAAAACCCUCCCGCAGCCAUGGCGCUGGUGAAGAGCGGUUGGCUUUGGCGGCAGAGCUCCAUCCUGCGCCGCUGGAAGAGAAACUGGUUCGUUCUCUACCUGGACGGCAGCUUGGUUUACUACCAUGACGAGACGCAGCGCGACAUGGACGGCCGGAUCCACGUCAAAUACAGCUGCCGGGACGUGAGGAUCGGCCGCGAGUGCAGAGAUGUGCAGCCGCCCGAGGGGCAGAGCCACGACUGCCUGCUGACCAUCGUGCUGCGGGACGGCUCGAAGACGACGCUGUGCGCCGAGAGCGAGGAUGACGCUGUCGCUUGGAAGAUGGCCGUGCUGGAGGCAAAAUCCACCCCGGUGCACGUCUACGACCCUUACGACGACGACUACUACCAGACGGUGCCCCUCGACUCCCACCAGACCGCCUACAUCAGCUCCGGCCACUACGGCCACCAGUACGGAGCUCCCGGGGUGACCCACGUCAUUGUGCGCGAGGAUCCCUACCGCGUCUCCGGGGACCAGAUGGCCUUGGGGCUGCUGGCAGGGGCGGCCACCGGUGCCGCCCUGGGCUCCUUCAUGUGGAUGCCGUGCUGGUUUUAGCAGCGCCCCCCCCCUCCUGCAGGAUGUGACACCCCCCCCACCUCAAAAUCAAAUCACAGCUCCCCCCCAGCCCCAACCUGGUUUAACUCACCCCUGGCUUGGUACCCGCCCUGAACCACCCUCCAACCUCCCAAAACCAGCCUGCUCGCCCCCCUGGGGAGAGAGAACCACCCCACCUCCUCCUCUCAACCCCGGCUUUUGCAUUAAAUAACUGCCCCCCCGCUUCA
This is a messenger RNA of Tyto alba (common barn owl), 937 nucleotides long. RefSeq names its product pleckstrin homology domain containing B1 (gene PLEKHB1). Gene Ontology annotation, cellular component: membrane. Gene Ontology annotation, biological process: regulation of cell differentiation. The record is from RefSeq and is a predicted model, not a curated record. Bases 135 to 710 code for a protein of 191 amino acids. NCBI's taxonomy places the organism in Eukaryota, Metazoa, Chordata, Aves, Strigiformes, Tytonidae. The transcript has 7 exons.